GUCAUGUUCCUUUUUUCUCCUUGACUACAAUAUUAAUUUUCCCUCUGGCUAAUGUUUUGGUCCUCUUUUGAGUGAGACUUUUUCUGAUCAGACCAAACAGACAUUUUGGAUUUAAUUUUUUUUUCUGGGGGCAGGAGAAUGGCGUUAACACCACGAGAAGUUUUCUCUUUCAAAGACUCAGAAUUUCCCUCCCACCUACUUGCCCAGCUCAACAUCCUCCGUCAGGAGCAUAUCCUGACAGACGUCCUGCUCUGCACAGAGGACCAGGAGAUCCCGUGCCACAGGAACGUCCUGGUCUCAAGCAGCCCAUACUUCCGGGCCAUGUUCUGCAGCAACUUUUUGGAGAGCAGUCAGGCCCGAGUGAAUCUCAAAGGAAUCUCUUCAAAUGUCCUCAGUGGCAUUGUGGACUAUGUCUACACAGGCUGCAUCACUAUCACCAUGGAGAUUGUACUCCCGCUCAUGCAGGCAGCCUCCAUGCUGCACUACGGAGGUCUCUUUGAGGCAUGUUCUAUGUUCCUCCAGGAGCAGCUGAGUCCAGAAAACUGUCUGAGCAUGAUACGACUCUCUGAGAUCCUUCACUGUGAGAGUUUGAGGGAGAGGGCGAAGGAGAUGGCUGUGAGGUGUUUCUCUGAUGUCGCUGCGACAGAGGACUUCUGUGAGUUGUCUCUUCCUGAGCUUAUGUGUUACCUAGAAGAUGACCGGCUUUGUGCCGAGGAGGAGCAGGUGUUUGAGACCCUCCUGGCGUGGAUCCACCACGACCCAUUCUCACGACGCGGUGCCAUCCAUGAUCUCUUCAAGAAGGUCCGUCUUCGCUACAUCCAUCCAACUUACCUCUUCCAGUUCAUCGCCAAUGACCCACUGGUGCAGUCCUCCACCCUAUGUACUGAGAUUAUCGAGUCAGUGCGCCGCCUCAUGCUGACGGUCAGCACCAAGUGUAGCCGAGAACUGAAGCCGCUUUGGACCACGCCGCGACGUUACACCUGCAGUGAAACACUGGUGGUGGUUGGCGGACGCAAAAACAAUGAGCAGACCUCACGUGAAGCCUUGCUGUAUGACGAAAGGACUCAUCGCUGGCAGUGGUUGGCCAAGCUCCCCCUGCGCCUCUACAAAGCUGCAUAUGUGUGCAUUCAUAGCAUCCUCUAUGUGGUUGGUGGGCUUAGCCUCUGCAUGACAUCAGGUGACAGCUCAGUCAGCGCCACAGUUUACACACUGUCCCUGAAGACCAACCAGUGGCGGACUGCUGAGCCUAUGCUGGAGCCACGCUAUGCCCACCAAAGUGUCUCCUAUCUGCACUUCAUUUUUGUGUUAGGAGGCAUUGGCGUUGACAAGAAGAUCUCUCAGUCUGUUGAGAGAUAUAACAGUAUGUUUAAUCAAUGGGAGGCCAUGGCGGCCAUGCCCACAGCGGCGCUGCAUCCUGCUGUUGCAGCCAGUGAUCAGAGGAUCUACGUUUUCGGAGGGGAGGACGCGAUGCAGAAUCCAGUCAGGCUGAUUCAGGUCUAUCACAUCUCUCGCAACUUGUGGUCCAGCCUGGAAACAAGGACGGUGAAAAAUGUGUGCGCUCCUGCUGCUGUCAUUGAAGACAAGAUCUACAUCAUAGGAGGAUACACCAGGCGAAUGAUCGCCUACGACACCAAAGCCAAUAAAUUCGUCAAGUGUGAGAACCUAAAAGAGCGGCGGAUGCAUCACAGUGCAACAGUGAUCAACAACAAGCUCUUCGUCACCGGUGGACGCAUCCUCAACGGCCACGAUGUCAUCGAGGACUCAGACUGCUUCGAGUGUUACGACCCCAAGACAGACGUUUGGACCUCCAAAGGUUCUUUGCCCUACAAGCUAUUUGACCACGGCUCCCUGCCGCUAGUCUGUGUUUCGAAUAGACCCAACCCACCGUGACCCGCCAUCCAACCAGUCACUUAGGCAAAUGCUUUGCUGCAUGUUCUUCGCCUCCCAUUCGCUGAGAGUUAUUGGCCACUAACUAGACAAAUGGGAAACCAUUUAAAACUGACUGCACUCCUUUAUCACAAUUUAGCAGCAUGGCCACGAUGUUAUGAAGGACUCUGACUGCGUCGAGUGUUUAAGACCUCAAGACAGACGUUUGGACCUUGAAGGGUUCUUUAAAUGAACAAAGGAGAGCUCAGCUAAUGAGCAGAGGUGUCGUCACUAAGGCACCUGUGGUCGAACUGAGAAUCCAUGAGAUGACGAGAGGCAGAAGUAGCUUACUUAGCAAACAGCUGUCCAGACACAUACUUAAUCCAAAAAGCUCCUUCCACAGAUGGCUGCACUCAUUUGAUGGGAGCUAAACGUGUUAAUGCUUUAAUUUCACAGACAUUUAUACACAUCAUACUGCCAACAGCUGCAGUUGAUUUCCCCGUAACAAUUCAAUACAGAUAGGGUAUAAUAUCUCUUGCUGCUUGUUAAUAACCCUGCGAGCUCUGCUUCUCAUGUAAAACUGAAAAUUAAAGAUCAGACAAGAUCAGACAGCUAAUAUAAUUUGCACUUUAUAUAAAAUACAUUCCUCGUUUACCCGCAUGCUUCUAUCAGUGUGCACUAGCUGAUGAGUUGAUGGAUUGUGACAGAAUACUGCGCUCCCAGUUCAAAGUAGGCUACCGUAGUUUAUCAUGUGUGUCGAUGAGAGCAACAUUUUAUUUCAACAAUAUCUUUGGGCCAACUCUAAUCCAGGUUAGCUGGCUUGAUUCGUGACUUUAAGAAUUGUUCCUGAAACCCAUAACAAAGUAUGUUCUGUAUAGUCUCAUGUAAGUUUUCACUUGCAACAUAUGUAGUGUAUAUCAUAUGAAGUAGAAAAAAACAAUGUCACAGCACUAUUAACACAAGGGUUUUGUAUUUCAGUGGCCGUUUACAUUUAAUCUAACUAGAUGUUGGCUGAAUAAAAUGGCUUCAUGGGCAGCUGUCUUGAUUUGAGGACAUAUGACAAUGCUGCCUUUGAGGCAAGUGCAUGGCAGGGAUGCAGUGACCUGCUAAGAGGAUUUCAGGUUUUGCAGCCUGUAUAAUGCUCAUGCACACAUGUAACCCGCAGGUGGUUUCUCACAAACAUGUUUGUGUGAUCGGAAAUUCACCCUUCAAUUCUUUUGAGACCAAAAGCUGUAAUGUGUUAGUGGAAGAUGUAAGACAAUGAAACUGUGGAGCCUCUCUGCAGGCCUCGACUGUUAAUUAUGUCUUGGCUUUGUAACCCUCUUGACCCUUAUGGAGCAUACAUGCACUGUGCUCCAGCCCCUGGUAACAGUUGCCAUGGCAACCCUGUUAUCGCCCCAAUUGAUAAUGCAUGGCAUGCAUCCCUGUAGUGAAGAUUGCGUCACUGAUCAACUGUGAUGCUGUUACUUGCACAAUGGACUUCUUUUCUUUCUUAAAUUUUUUUUAUUUACUACUGUUGUCUAUGCUUGUCCUUUGGAUAGUGGUUUUUCUAUUAAGGAACACUGUUAUUUAUGCAUAUAUAUGUGGUGAAUUUUGUAUUUAUUGCUUAGAAUUUUUCUGCACAUGAGAAUAAAUAAUUAUUUUGUUUUUGGACAGUGGUACAAAUGUUGUUAUUGUUUCACUGAACUGUUUUUAGUUAAACUUGGUGCAGAUUUAAAUGGUUCUCCAUCUGAGUCAUGUCGCCCUCAUACUCGAGGGAACAUUGUUGACACGGGCACAGAAACAUGUUCGCUGGCUAUCAGGUGACACAUGUCUUCUGCAUUCAUCAUUUAAUAUUGCUUCAACAAAUAUACUGCAUAAUAUUUAACUUUGGUGUUUUAUAAUAUGAACUAUGACUGAAAGUUAAAACCAUGUAGCUGGCUUGAAACCAAAUAAACUGCUGUAUGUUACAUUA
Messenger RNA from Pseudoliparis swirei, 3820 nucleotides. RefSeq names its product kelch-like family member 38a (gene klhl38a). The record is from RefSeq and is a predicted model, not a curated record. The coding region runs from base 139 to 1890 and encodes 583 amino acids. Gene Ontology annotation, molecular function: protein binding. Lineage: Eukaryota; Metazoa; Chordata; Actinopteri; Perciformes; Liparidae. The transcript has 4 exons.